CUUUCAUAACCUUCCCGCCAAAACCACGUACCAUAAUCUUUUGUUCUUGAAGAAUUGAGCUUCUUCUUCAAUGGCGGAAUAUUCAUGCAGUUUGAUGGUCUUGUUGACUCUCUUCUCAAGCUUCUUGGUGUGUAUAAACGCCAACUUUGAUUAUAAAGACGCCCUCAAGAAAUCCAUAAUUUUCUUGGAAGCUCAAAGGUCCGGGAAGCUUCCUCCACACCAUAGGCCUCCAUGGAGAGGAGAUUCUGCUCUUGAUGAUGGAAAAGCAGCCGGCGUUGAUUUGGCCGGCGGAUACUAUGAUGCCGGAGAUAAUGUCAAGUAUGGUUUCCCGAUGGCGUUCACCGUGACCACAUUGGCAUGGGCUGCAUACUUUUAUCAGCCGGAGCUUACCGCAGCCGGAGAAAUACAUAAUGUUCGUAAUGCUAUCCGAUGGGGUACCGAUUAUUUUCUUAAAGCCAGUAGUCUACGUAAUCGUUUCUUUGUUCAGGUCGGAGAUCCGGUGACAGAUCACAAGUGUUGGAUGAGGCCUGAAAAGAUGAAAUCAGCAAGACCAGUUUUGGAACUUAAUGAAAAAAAACCUGGAACUGAAAUUGCAGCCGAAACUGCUGCUGCUUUGGCUGCUUCAGCGAUUGUGUUUCGGGGUGUAGAUCAACCUUAUUCUCAAAAGCUUCUAAAUGGAGCCAAAAAGGUUUUCUUUUUCAAGUUUUUUAAUUUCGGUAUACGUGUUUUUAUUUGUAUUAAUAUAAAAGAAAUCGAUUCGAUUAAUUUGCAGCUGUUUCAAUUUGCUCAAGAACAUAGGGGAACUUUCGAUGGUGAAUGCCCUUUCUAUUGCUCAUUCUCCGGUUAUCGUGAUGAGUUACUAUGGGGGGCAACAUGGCUAUACAUUGCAACAAAGAGGCCAAUAUACUUGAAAUUUAUACAAGACGAGUCAACCACCGCCGUUGUUACUGAAUUCAGCUGGGACCUCAAAUUUGCUGGAGCUCAGAUCCUUCUUUCUCAGUUGUAUUGGGAAGGGCAAAAGGAUUUACAGACGUUCAAGCAACAAGCUGAUGGAUUUGUAUGUAACAUUCUUCCUGGAAGCCCUUAUCGUCAAGUUUUCAUGACCCCAGGAGGUUUGAUUCACUUAAGAGAUGGUGCAAAUUCGCAAUAUGUGACAUCCACAGCGUUUCUUUUCAGUGUUUACAGUGAUUUGUUAGCUAGACACAAAAUGCAAGUCACUUGUGGUGACAAACGUUUCACUUGUGUACAGAUCAUGGAUUUCGCCAAGAAACAGAUGGAUUAUUUAUUGGGGAAUAACCCAGUAAAGCGGUCGAUGAUGGUAGGGUUCGGAAAGGACCCACCGUUGCAUGCGCAUCAUAGAGGUGCAUCUGUGCCGGUGGAUGCAAAGGAUGAUGUAAACUGUGGGAUGAGCUUUGUUUAUUGGUACAACACAGAUAAACCAAACCCUAAUGAGUUAACGGGUGCCAUCCUUGGUGGACCAGACAGGGCAGAUAGAUUUGUGGACGCACGGGUUAAUUCCUCCAUGACCGAGCCAUGUACGUAUAUCAAUUCAUGUGCGGUUGGGGUUCUUGCAAAGUUGGCAAAACAAUAUGGCAAACCAUGAUCAUGCAUGGUCAAAGUGUGUGUUUGUACAUUAUUAAUGGAACCCAAAAUUAGGGAUUCUUUGGGCCUAUGUAGCAAUAGAUGUUUAUUGGCAAGAUGAUAGAGAUCUUCGUUUAUAUUGUAAUUAAUUUUUUUGAGGCGUACAGAAAAUAUAUUCCAUAUGUAAAUUACUAGUUACGUACGAUUACCAUAAGUUUUCUCAUGUAAACAUUUGGUUCUCGGCUUCGAAGGCGAAUUCGGCCGUGGUCUCUCCCUAGCUCCCAAUAUCCACACUUAAUUGGAGCUCUCUCUCCCCCUAGCAUGAGUACUCCCACCUUCGAUCGGGUGUCAUUUAUAUCUCCCAUUCAUCUCCAGCAAAAUCAUGAGGUAAAAUGGCCCCGGCCCUCGCACCUGAUCCACCUACUCGGUUUAUAAUAUUUUUAUAGUGACGAUAUUAUGCUAAUUGUAAAUUUAUGUAUGAGUUCAUGUUAAUAUAUUGUUUAACCAUUGAAUGAGUUUAUAAAAUUUAGAUUAGUUAUUAUGGCCAA
This is a messenger RNA of Lactuca sativa (garden lettuce), 2129 nucleotides long. NCBI's taxonomy places the organism in Eukaryota, Viridiplantae, Streptophyta, Magnoliopsida, Asterales, Asteraceae. The record is from RefSeq and is a predicted model, not a curated record.